Molecule: messenger RNA, 1914 nt
Organism: Manis javanica (Malayan pangolin)
Lineage: Eukaryota; Metazoa; Chordata; Mammalia; Pholidota; Manidae
Source: RefSeq, a predicted model, not a curated record
ACUGAGUUUUCCAUGCAGAGAUCCUGGGCCGAGUUUUAGGUCUUCUCGGUGAUCACAUUGUUUCUCCGUGUGGAGUCGGAGGUGCGUGGGAUCGAGCGGGCCCUGGCUCCGGGUGGUUGGCCUCGCCUCCCCCGCCCCGGUGUGCGGUGGUUCACUCCGCGCACUUCCCCGUUUGGGGCAAUUCUGCCCGGCGCGCAGAAGUCGGGUGCGGGGCGCGGGGUGGGCGCGGCCGCCCCUGUCCCUGACCCGGCCCGCGACCGCCGACCUCCCGCACGCCCCGCCCUCGGCUCGCUGGGCCACCAGGCUCCGUGCCGCGCCCCAAGGUCGGUCUCCUCGUUCUCUCUCUGGCUGGCCGCCGGGCGGGCGGGCAGGCGCCGGAGUCCCCGCGGGGCUGCGACUUGGCAGGCGGGUACUGAGGGCCCGGCUGCGUCCUCCCCGCCAUGUCCUCGGCCAGCGACGCCAGCGGCCGCUUCCCUCUGCACCUCCUGGUCUGGAACAACGACUACCGGCAGCUGGAGAAGGAGCUGCGGGGCCAGAAUGUGGAGGCUCUGGAUCCACGAGGUCGAACCUUGUUGCAUCUUGCUGUGUCUUUGGGGCAUUUGGAAUCUGCUAGAGUCUUGCUCCGACACAAAGCAGAUGUUACAAAAGAAAAUCGUGAGGGAUGGACAGUUUUACAUGAGGCUGUGAGCACUGGUGAUCCUGAGAUGGUGUACACUGUUCUUCAACAUCGGGACUUCCGCAACGCAUCCAUGGCCCUCGAAGGAGUUCCUGAGCUACUCCAGAAAAUUCUCGAGGCUCCGGAUUUCUAUGUGCAGAUGAAAUGGGAAUUCACCAGCUGGGUGCCCUUGGUUUCCAGAAUAUGCCCAAAUGAUGUCUGUCGUAUUUGGAAAAGUGGUGCCAAACUGCGUGUUGAUGUCACAUUGCUGGGAUUUGAGAACAUGAGCUGGAUAAGAGGGAGGCGUAGUUUUAUAUUCAAGGGAGAAGACACCUGGGCGGAGUUGAUGGAAGUCAACCAUGAUGACAGAGUGGUCACCACAGAACACUUUGACCUUUCCCAAGAAAUGGAGCGCCUCACUCUGGACUUGAUGAAGCCAAAAGGCAGGGAUAUUGAGAGGCGGCUCACAAGCCCAGUCAUUAACACCAGCCUUGAUACUAAAAAUAUUGCUUUUGAAAGAACUAAAUCCGGAUUCUGGGGCUGGAGGACAGAUAAAGCAGAAGUUGUUAAUGGUUACGAAGCAAAGGUUUACACAGUAAACAAUGUGAGUGUGAUAACCAAAAUACGGACAGAACAUCUGACCGAGGAAGAGAAAAAGAGAUACAAAGCGGACAGGAACCCACUGGAAUCUUUGCUGGGAACUGUGGAACACCAGUUUGGUGCUCAAGGGGACCUCGCCACAGAAUGUGCCACCGCCAACAACCCCACAGCCAUCACGCCUGAUGAGUACUUUAAUGAAGAGUUUGAUCUGAAAGACAGGGACAUCGGAAGGCCAAAGGAGCUGACGAUUAGAACACAAAAGUUUAAAGCAACGCUGUGGAUGUGUGAGGAGUUUCCCCUCUCUCUCGUGGAACAGGUCAUUCCCAUCAUUGACCUAAUGGCCCCAACUAGUGCUCAUUUUGCAAGACUGAGAGAUUUCAUCAAACUGGAAUUCCCACCUGGAUUUCCCAUCAAAAUAGGUAUCGUUGAAUAAACCACAGGAGCACUUGUAGGUUCUGAUCAUUUUUGUGGGUGGCAGAAUGUGCUUCAGGAAAUUUGAGCACUUGAGGCAAAAGUGGCAUGCAGUACAUGUGAAGGAGGUCACAAUCAUCCUCAAGCUUAAUUUGAUUUAAAGAGGUGUCGUGAUUCUUGGCUCAUUUUGCGUAUCCAAAAUAGACUUUCUAACCAUUAGUUCUAUUUACAGAUGGUGCUGACACCUG